Messenger RNA from Podarcis lilfordi (Lilford's wall lizard), 4800 nucleotides. Lineage: Eukaryota; Metazoa; Chordata; Lepidosauria; Squamata; Lacertidae. The record is from the annotation of a GenBank genome assembly.
AUGCCCAGAGGUAAGUCUUCUGCCUGUAAGACAUGUACGCUCCCUACCAAUGAGCUAUGAUCAUGCCACGGUCUUCCAAAGCCGAAGCUUCUUAUUCCUCCCACCAUAUGACUCUACAGUGGUACCUCGGGUUAAGUACUUAAUUCAUUCCAGAGGUCCGUUCUUAACCUGAAACCGUUCUUAACCUGAGGCACCACUUUAGCUAAUGGGGCCUCCCACUGCUGCCAAUGCAUGAUUUCUGUUCUCAUCCUGAGGCAAGGUUCUGACUUAACCCAAGGUACUACUUCCGGGUUAGUGGAGUCUGUACCCAAAGUGUUUGUAAGCCGAGGUACCACUGUCCUGGCUCCCAGGUGCCUUCUGCAUCUGGCAUAGACUGCAUCUGGUGCUUUGAAGAGCUGCCUCUCGCUUCUGCUCUUAUUUCCAAAUGCACCUUUACCUGUGACAUCCCACCCAGCUGCCAGGUGGUCUCCUGCAACCCCUCUCCUUAUUUCUGUCCCUCCUUAUGCAUGGGACUGUCUCCACACAAGUCCUGGAGGGUUGAUACCUUCUUUUAAGAACUCCUUAGUUCCCCUUUCUUCUCCAUGUAUAAAUGACUCAACAGCGAGGCCAAAUAGCAGGGACUUUGGGGUCUGUCUUCAUCCCACUUCCUGAGUUUAGUUACUGCCAUUUGUCUGAGCAGCAGCAGUCUUUUUGCUUCCAUUGCAGGCUGCACCUCCUCUCAAGAAUUCGGAAGAAGCAGAUCUGUGCCUGCUGCACUGAGAGAGAGAAAGGCCUGGCUGGAAAAUGCAUGCAUCAUUCUUGCAUUUGACUUCCAAGAGAAAAAUCCUGACAUAGGCAAGCUGUGCCUCUUCCUUUCUGUGCUGCUGCAGUAGCUCCAGAGAUUUAGGCUUUUAGCACCUUUCCCACUCUACAGAGGUAGCGGACCUGUUAGGACAGUGCACCCUCAGCGGCUGAUGGAUACAAUGGGUUUCCAGGCGGUUCUGGGAGAUUUCUGAGGCUGAAGCCCUGGCCAACCUCUAGUACUGGCAUACGAAGGGGGGGCGGGGGAAUGCGCUGCACCGGGUACCAUUUGGGGAAAGGGUGCCAUCACAGCUGCGCCCCUGGAACGCGCACCAGCCACGCCCCUACCUGUUCUCCGCUCCGGGGGCUGCAGCACGUUGAGACUACAAUUCCCAUCAGCCUUGACCACUGAUCCCGCUCGCUAGGGAUCAUCGGAGCUGUAGGCCAAAAACAUCUGGGGGGCUGAGGUUGAGGAAGCCUGAUCUAGAACAUCUGAAUGGCUCAAGCCAUUGACAUGAUUGCUCCUGCUUGAGAGCCUGCCUGGCUCCCUGGUAUACUGCAGAGCUUAGGGCAAGGAAAUGAGCCGGGAGACAGCUUCAAUUAUGAGCGUAGCCAGGAUUUUUUUGGGAGGGGCCAGCAGUGGUAUAGCUAGCCGUGAGGGCGGGGCAAGCCUCUCCAAAGCUUGGAGCCUCUCCGCCGCCCCCCCCCCAGCUGUAGGGCGGCUGAGGGAGAGGCAGAUGCAAGUCCCACGCUGCUGUUUCAGGCAGGGCAGAACCUGCACGCGCCUAAGCCACCAUGUCACUCCUAAAAAGUUUCGUGAGCCCUUUUAAAAAACAAAAACUCAUUUUGUCACACACACCCCAGUGAUAACACCCAGGGCGGGGGGCGCCCCCUUCCUCCGCCACUGGGGGGCAGAGCCUCAGUUAGCUAUUUUUAUUGAUGGGGGGGGGGAGCUGGCCCUCCCUACCCACCCAAGGCUUCCAUGCAAGUGGAGAAAAACUCCAGUUGAAUGCAGUUGAGCACUGAUGCAGGCUUAUCAUCAAGAAGGCCUACUUUGCUGCCUCCACUGCAUCCCAGCUGGGCCACCCAGAAGAGCUUUUCCAGAUGGUGCAGAACCUUUUAGCCUGGCCCAAAGGAGGUGGUGGGGCCCACAGUACCGCACUGUGACUUGUCUGCAAAGCUCUUUGAGGAUAAAAUUGCUUGCACCCACUGGGACCUUGACUGCUGUUACAGCAGAUGAAUCUCAAGGUGUCUAGCCCUGCUGUGUUGGAUGAGUUAUGGUUCAUAAGGCUCAAGGACGUGGACAAGGUGCAUGGAUCAGUCAGGGUGAAUACUUGUUGUUUUUUGUAUUUUGGUUAAAAGAUAAAAUGCUACGUAUAAUAAAAUGAAGAAUUCCAUAGAUAGCAAGAUCCAAGUUUGGGACAAGUACUCUUUCGUGAUAAAACCCUAGGAAAGAUUUAAAAUCAUCAAAUAUGCAAAAUAAGUGUGGAAUUAUAAGUUGUUACAAGGAACACAAAGAGACACAAAAUCCAAAGAAACAAACUUAUUUUUUAUAGGCCCAUGAUUCUUUUUUCCUUUCACAGUGCAGGGAACAAUCAAAGAUUUAGUCAUCAUAAACCAAAAAAGGUGCAAUUAUGCUUCAGAAUAUAAUUACAAGAACACCACAACUAUAGCAGUUAAUAGUACCAUGAAAUUCCAACAGACAAUUCCAAUAGUAAGUAGAAUAAACCAGAACUUGACAUACAGUGUCAUCUGAUGCAGAAAAAGGUGUCCAUUCUGUUCAGGGAAAAGACAGCUCCAAAGGAAGGGUUUCUUAAUCCUUUUAUCAAGGAUUAUGCUCCUUUGCCACCAGACCAUGGCCUAUCAGGGUCCAUACCUGGACCUGGGAGGUAAUAAGUUCCCACAGCUGUAUUCGAGGUCAUUAAGGAUGGGGGAAGAGUGCAAAGACCCCCUGGAGAUAUUAAGCACAAAUAAUGUUCUACGUUAACAUCAAAUAAAUUAGUCAAUAGAAAAUAUUAGGAGUUAUUUCUGGCAAAUCAUGGGUGAACCUUGGGCAAUUUCAGUAUAUGUCUUUAAUCAGUUCUGUUAAAAGGUUCUCUUUAUUAUUCACAUGCAAUAAAAUCUGGGACCAAAACAAUCACCCUGACGAAAACAGAAUAUUCAUCUAAUAAGCAUCAGAAAUCUGGAAUUUACAGCAGCCUGUUGACAUAAACAUGCCAAGCAGCUAAAUGUAUGAAACAAAGAUGGGGAGCUUACUACUACAUAAGGAGAGAGAUUGUUUUUUAAAAAUGGUAUUUCAUUUUAGCAGAGAUGCUCAGUCUGGGCAAAGGGAAAUCGAGGGCAGGGGAUCCUGGCCAGCACAGCAACCCACAAAAUUUAUGUGGAUGACUACAAAUCCUUAAUUCAUAACUAAGAUACAGAAGCAAUGCUGGCAGCUGAUCCUCUCACUCAUAAAUUAUGUACAUUCAAUUGCCACCAUUUUGGAAAGUGAGACUGAAAGAGCCCCAUAUGUCUCCUCUGGAGCAUGGCAGGGAUAAUAUCUGUGCCUGCUGUUCAUGCCCCACUUUGAGCAUGAAUACAUCGCUUGUGCCAGGGAACCUAACUUGCAACUUUGAUCCCACCUUACAGGGUUAUGGGAACUUUCCAUGACUGCUAUUGACAACAAAGAGGGAACAUUUUUCUACCCUUUUCUGCAAAAGGGAGGAAGACAUUGGCUAUUGAAUGCACUUCAUCCUUCUAUUCCCAGCGGGACAGUAAAGAAUGACGGGACGCUAUAUUGGAAAGAGGGUGUGUGGGCCCUAACCUCCAAAGCAAGACACAGAACAGUGAACUGGGUAAGAUCAAAAGAAUAAAACUUGCUACUCCAGAAAUGUUAGAAAGAAGUAUGCAAGCUUUAAUACCACGAGAGAUAAAAUGUAUUUAAAUAAAAUAAAGGGAUUAAUAAAUAUACUGCUAUAUCCAAUCGAUGCCUGAUCAACCAACUCUUGUGACAAACAAUUGUGCCAAGACCAAAAUGUGUUCCAACCAUGUGGGACUUCCUCAGUGAUCCAAAACAUUUCUCCAUAUGAUGUGUCACAGUAAAUCUAGUUUGUCUGGAUGAUCUGCAUUUGAUCUUAUGCAUCAUUUGUUGCUUCUCAUAUCUGGAUCUAUCAUUUUAUUUAUUAUUUAUUAUUGUAUUUAAACAUCUAUAUUAAUCAACAACAACAAUUGUAUUGUUUACACCCUGCCUAUCUGGCUGGGUUUACUUAUUGAAUGGGUUUAUUUAUCGUGGCACUGAUAAACAUUUUAGUGUUUCACUUUACUGGAUUCAGCUGCAUCAAGAUCUCACUGAAUCUGCUACUGGCAGCCCCUCUCCGGCUCUCCUGUAUUGAGAGGGGACUGGCACAGCCACAGCAUUGCAACGCUGUGACAUGGGCUACUUUCUGCAAUGGGAAGACAGAAAAGGGAGGCGGCCAAUGCGAGCCUAAGAAUUAUUUCCCUCUGGUAUUACCUACAAAAAAAGUUCAUCAGAACAAGGUCCAAGGGGCACCAAGGGGCACAGGCACUCUCCCUGUUCAGGUGAGGAGUGCAGUGACACCCUGUGGACUAGAAGCGGAUUUGUCAAGGAAGUUUGUUUCACAACAUUCCACAGUAUCAGACGCGGAUAUUUUUGUCAAUAUGAUAACUGGUUAUAUCAGUUUACAAAAUAUUUAAUAAGAGGGGGAUAAAGAGGUCAUUGACUCUUGUUUGGAAAAGCCUUAAACAAAGGAAAUCAUUAAUGUGCAGGUGAUGUAAAAAUCUCAACUCAUGAGCAUUUUCCCUAUUACUGUUUUAACAUCAAACUUUUAAGAUACAGACAUCAUAUAAAAAUACACACACAUACUUCAUGGAAUUCCUGCAUAGCGGGGGGGGGGGGGGAUGUAUCAGUACUCAACAACGAAUUCCUAUGAUAACAAUGGAAACCAGCAUUUAUUAAUUUUUUAGGUGCAGUGGAGGUCCUACUUCUCUUGUGCAAGCUGGAGGAGAAGAAGAAAAACAUGA